Molecule: messenger RNA, 4920 nt
Organism: Pararge aegeria (speckled wood butterfly)
Lineage: Eukaryota; Metazoa; Arthropoda; Insecta; Lepidoptera; Nymphalidae
Gene: Orc6
Product: sodium/hydrogen exchanger 10
Exons: 27
Biological process (GO): DNA replication initiation; DNA replication
Cellular component (GO): nuclear origin of replication recognition complex
Molecular function (GO): DNA binding
Source: RefSeq, a predicted model, not a curated record
UCUAAUGUCAAUGUCCAAGAAAACUAACCGCGCGAUUUGUAUUUUGUAAUUUUGCUCGUAUUUUGAAAUAUGUGUAAUUGUGGAAAAGUAAUAAAUUUGCAUAGCUGUUGAUUUUUAAUUAUUAUUUAUAAUAAGCAAUGGCCUCUCACAAUAAUAACACUUUAAAUUUAAUAGCCACCAAGCUGGGUCUUGGUGAAGAAGAAAAAGUUCUAAAUAAAGCUGCAGAAUUUGAGCGCUUAUUACAAGCUAAAUCCACUGCAGGUAGCAAUAUAACAGAUACCAGUAAAACAGUUAUAUGUUUGGAUCUUGCUGCAGCUGUUUUUGGUGCCGAUUUGGAUAAUAAGACAGCAAUCAAAUACUCUGGUCUAAGAGGCCCCACGUACAUGAACUGCAGGAAAAUAGUUGAGAACCUUCUGGAACUGAACAGUGAUAGACUGACGUUAUCAUUACUGUGUGUCUCAUUACAAUGUACUGGAGUGCAGUCAUUAGCCGAGAAGAUCCUGGAAGAGUAUCAAAGGCAAAAGAGUGAAAUAGAUCUAAAUUUACCACAAUAUGUUUGUAUGGCUGUAUACCAAGCUUGCAGGUUGAACAAGGUUAAGGUAACGAAAAGUAAAAUAAUAGAAAAAUCUAGACUAAAACCAGGCCAAUGGGCAAAAAUAGACUCUGAGUGGACAAAAAUCGUUGAUGAAAAAUUUGCUACUGUAAAGAAGAGAGGUCGGCCAGCGAAGAAUGCUGACAAAGAUUGUAUUGAAGCUGAAAAAAUGGAAGUAGAUGUACUAAGUCCAAAUAAAGUUAAAGUUGAACCUGAGACAGAAGCAUAUGAAGAUUGGAAGAGACGCAUGCUGGAAACUGCUUACAAAGAAUUAAAAGAGUUAGAAGAGAAACAGAGAUAUGUAGACAAAUUGAAAAAUGUUACAUCGCCAAGACGGUCUCCUAGGAAGACACCACAAAAAUUUUCACCGUAUAAAAGUCCAACAAAAACUAAUACCUUAAGAGGAAUGUCCAAAGGGAAGUAUAUUAGCGUCCUGCUUUUGGGAGAAGGUCUGAUUGGUGAUGCGACAGCUAUGAUUGAAUUUACUGCCGUCUUCGGAUAUUUGGCGCUAGCAAUAACUAAAGCUUCUCAAUUAUCCUUGUUGCUUCUACGCUUUGCUGGAGGUGGUGCUUUAUUGGGGAUUGUUAUGGGCAAAAUGAUAUCAACAUUUUUAUCUCUAACAUAUUACGAUUUGCUUUGUGCAGUAACAGUAACUUUAGCGGGUGCGUACUUAACGUUUUAUAUUGGUGAGAAAUAUUUCUACGUAUCUGGUUUGUUGGGAACAGCAAUAGCCGGUGUUAUGGUAAGCCAACGUAAAUCAACUAUUGCUGUUGAUGUUGAACAAGUUGUCUCUCACUUCUGGGGCAUAUUAGCACAUAUUGCAAACACUAUGAUCUUCACAAUUGUCGGUGUGGUUAUAUUUGAAAAAGUGAGCUACGUCAUCAGCGUUCGUCAAGUUGCUUUGGUCUUCGUUACGUAUACAACGGUGUACUUUUCAAGGUUACUCGUGUACGCUAUAAUGACUCCUAUUUUAAGACUGGUUGGGUAUGGAAUGUCUUGGCAGCAUUCGUUGGCUUGCGUGUGGGGUGGUUUGCGGGGUCCACUGUCACUGUGUUUGGCGUUGAUUGUGCUGCAAACUAGGGCUGUAGCAGAUGCAGGAGAGAUAUUCAUAAUCCAAACAGCCGGGCUAGUGCUUCUAUCUUUACUUCUGAACGCAACUACCAUGCAUAAAGUAUUAAAAGUACUUGGAUUAGCUGAAAUAUCUUUGGCAAAGAAGGCCAAUAUGACUAACUGUGUUAAACGGAUCAUGUCGACGAGGGAUCGCUGCAUUUCUAUGUUAAAAAUCGACAAGUUCCUCGCAGAUGCUAACUGGGAUCUUGUACAAAGGGGAACAACAAUAAAACAUCCAUACCAAAUCCAAAUGUCUCGUGACGAAGAUAUUGACGAUGAGACGUACAUGGGCUACCAUUAUACAACGUGCCCAGACUGCGAGAGAGAGAUACCCAAUGAGCCUACGAAGAAGGAGUUUGCGGAAAUGAUGAGAGAAGCAAACCAGCGCGUGCUGAAAGCAAUGAAAAUAUCCUAUUGGCGACAAUAUGAGCACGGUAAGCUGAGCAAGGAUGGAGUGAGGACUCUAGUACAAGCUGUUGAGGUAGCUGCCGAUGCGGACGAUGGACGGGUCAACCUAGAUCAACUAGGUACUUUGUGGAGGCCUAAGCUAGUUGACAUGAUGAUGCCCGACCCAGCCAAUGCCCAAAUCCCACGCACACCGUGGCGUCAAUGGUGCUUCACCCUGGUCUCUAAUAUGUGGUUCGACAUCUUCAUAUACGUGAUGAUACUGUCAAACACUCCGGUUAUUCUUUCUGAGGUGCUGGUGAAACCGCCCGUCACGCGACCCGUAACUUUGACAAUCAAAUCGCUUAAUCUAUUCUUCUUUGUAGUCUACCUCAUGGAAAUGGUUCUGAAAUUUUUUGGCCUAACCAUUUGGGGAUAUUUCAAGUCGCAUUGGAAUAAAUUAGAUUUUUUCAUCAUCGUUAUGGCUACAUGUGAUUUGAUCUUAGAUAUAUUGGAUGCUGUAACGCCAUGGGAUAAGUGGAACAAUUUGAACUCAAGCGUGCUUACGGCUACAAAACUGUUGAGAAUGCUUCGUUUUCUGAGAUUAUGCAAGUUGGCCCGAGUAUCUGUACCUAAAGUGAUGGCUUACAUCGAUCGAAUCAUUGAUCUACAAUUAGCAUUUGGUUAUGAUGUUGGUAAAGGUUUCGUAACUGGCGAACAAGAGGUGUGUAAUCUUCUUCCACAAUUAGUUGAUAAUAGACAAAUACAAGAAACGCUUUAUAAUAAACUUGAAGUUGACAGGUUAACGGUUACACGCCAGUUAGGGCUUUUACAAAGAGAUCGACCUUGGACCGCUAUCACUGUUAAAACCAGGCAAGCUACAACAUCCACCUUGAAUAUAAUGCUACUUGAUGCUAUGCAGCUAAAGGAGGAAGGAAAAAGUGCAAAUGUGUCGUCAUAAAGGCAGUUUAGUAGCUCCCGCUUCCCCAGAAGUGACCAUCCAAAAGGUCUCUAUAUCCUAGUAUCAGGUCUUUGUGAAGCGAGUUACAUUCCACCAGAGGGAGACCUAGAUGAAGCAAUUCCUAAUUAUGAGUUUCGAACUGAUCUCAAGUUUGCUGAACCUAGCAAGGAUUACAUCGUUUCGGGGAAUGCUAUUGGAGUUUUGGGGGUUCUUACAAAUCGACCAUACAGCUACACGGUCCGAUGUGAUUCCGCGGUUCAAGCCUAUUACAUUACGAUGCCUAUAGUUAAAGAAGCUUUUAAUCUUGCACCGCAUCCUAUUAUGGGAUUAGAAGCUGCUAUGUGGCGAGAAAUCGGAAUAAAGCUGUCCUUGAUGAUACUACCAAUGAUACCAGCGUACCACGGAUGGUCUAUUGAGAAAAUUAGCAUGCGAUUAGAGCACAGCUUCGUACCGUGCCUGAAGGCUUUUAAGAUGUUCGUGGUGAACGAACUUAUGGAAGAUAUUGUGCUGCUUGAUGGGGUAUGUCAAGAUAUGGCAACGAGGGAGGUGUUCCAGCCGCCUUGUUACAUCCCCCGGACUGCCCACCGGCUCAUAUUUCCGAAAUCUUCUCAAUUGAUUGUGAGCAGCUCGUGCCCUGAAACGAAGCUUCUGAUCGUGCCAGCUAAGGACACUGAUGAGCUGGAUAUCAUGGAGGAUGAGAUAGAUGAUUUACAGUGUGAACUGGUAUCAAAUAUAUCCUCUCGAUGUCUUUACCAUAAAGUGGCAAGGAAGUUGUCGUCCGAGUCGCGUGGUAAAAGUUCCAUGAGGUUAAGGAGCAAGCGACGCCGGGGCGCCAAGCGAGUUAACUAUAGGGAAUCCGUUUGGGGUGAUAAGAUAUCAUCCGUAGCUGUUCCCUCAAUGACCAGUACUCAUAGUGAAACUUCCAAAUACUACAAACCAAGUUACGUCGAUAUGCCUGAGAAACUCGAACAGCCCAAGCGGAGACCUUCGGGCGAAGUGAGACUGCAAACACCAUUUUCACCGGCGAAUCCUAAUCAAGUAACUUCAGUAAGACCACAAAUGUCAGAAGUUGAGAUCUACAAUACAAUGCUUUCUAAGAGUAAGCGGAAGUCUUCAGAGAAGUAACUUUUGUUAAAUGAAUAAAGAUUUUUUGAUAUAUAAACCCUUUUUACAUUUAUAGAAAUAUAAACUCUUCUCUAGCCUUCAAGCCUGUGGGUUCAAACCUUUCUUCAUGAUUUUAUAGUUCUUUCGACCUCGGAUAGCUUGGUCGGGCUAUUAUUCUGAUCGGGUCAAAUUUGUUAGUUAUUGGGUUUACCAUCCGUAGCAUUGUACAGCGGUCAUAAUAUACUUAAUUUAUAGCAGAUUCCAACGAAAUGCUCUGCACACUUAAUUCAAUGUUUUCUCAAUAGAAUCACCUUUAUUUAAAGCCUCCUCUUUAAAUAUUUAUGUUAUUAUUUUAUAGUAGAACUCUAUUUUUCAUUCAACUAGUACCAGGACAUAAUGCUGUUCCCAGUGCCCUUAUGAUUUACGUGUCAUAAAGUUUGUGGCUUCGGCCUGUUUUCAGGGCAACAGAGUUUGAUCUCUGACAUGCAACUUUUCGAAGUUAUAUGCGUUUUAUUGCAAACUAAAAAUAUCACUUUAACGGUGAAGGAAGACACCGUGGCACCUGCAUGCCUGAGAGUUCUACAUAACGCUCUCGAAAAGGCGUGUGAUUUCUACCAAUCCGCACUUGGCCAUCGUGGUGGACUACGGUCUAAACCAGUCUCAUUAUGAGAGGAGUUCCGUGCCUUGUACUGGGCCUGAAAUGGACGAUGGGCUUUGCUGCCAAGAAAUUCUGCGUGUUUCAUGCCCGUACGUAAAAGAGCACGUCCCG